ACAUUUCUCUGCAUGCCCGACACAUAUGUGGGCUUUGGCCCAAAAUUAAGUGUCUAAGUGUUAACCUAACACCUAUCGUUAAUUAUGUGAGGAUGACCCUUCUUCUACGAUCCAGGCACUCAAGCAGGUGGCCGGAUCACACUGGUUAAACCUAUGUGACCAGGUGCACAGACAACCACCAUAUUGGCCGAGACACUCCUGCUCGUGAUAUCUAUCCAUCAAAAGCACAAUGAGAGGACCAACAAAGAACCUGUCACGGACAGCAGUAACUGCAUAGAAUUUGGUUAUAUUACAAUGCGGCCAUGACCAUGAAGUGACCCCUCACAAUACACAGUGCACGCCACACCCUCAUCUUAGACCCGUCUGUGAACAUGAGUCGAAAACUGUCCAUCUAGAGCAGGUCAAAAAUGUCAGGGCAGACUGAAAAUGUUCAAAAUUUCACCAAUCUCACUGAUGCUAUAGAGGACUUCAUAAAAUACAGCAGGAAACAGCAGUGCGCUAAAUGCUCCCAAAAGACUGUCCAUUUGUAUCGAAAUUCCAAAUGCGGUCACCCAUACUGUUCAGACUGCCUCAAAACUAUAACGGUUCCAGUACAGUGUUACGUUUGCCCGGAGAACGUCAGGCAAAAAACGCUUUAUUACGACUUGGCCUACAAGUUCAUGAACGAGUGGGUCAAAAAUAUGUUUCCAGCCGUGAAUCAGGAUCUCUCAAGAAACCCUGAAAACCAGUGGAUACACGACUAUGAAGAAAAGGACAGUAAUGGGGAUUCACAGCUGUCCUCGGAGGUCCAUACGAUACUAAACAAUCCUGAAAGCAAUACAGAAAAAUUGACAAAUCUCCUUAAAAAUGGAGUUAACCCGAAUACUUUAAACAGCAUCCAGCUAUCACCAUUGCAUCAAGCUAUUGAGGCAGGAAAUCUUGAAGUCUUAGAACUACUCCUAGCUGCAGGAGCACAGCCAAAUAGUUAUCGCAAUGAGGAAUCGACCUGUCUUCACGACGCCAUCUCAACAUUUAUUAAUGAUAAUAAUGAAAAUAAAGAGACAAAAGAGAAAAUUAUACGUUCUCUCGUCAAAUAUGGAGCAGAUUUACAAGCGAGAGAUAUCUACGGGGUCACACCGAAAGAAAUAGCCGAAAAGCACCCGGUCAUCUCAGAGAUAAUUAAUUCAUGUGACGAAAUUUCCCCCGUCCCUCAGCCUCCCAGGGUCUUUCCUCCGAAACAGCCGACUUUCUUUGCUUUUUCUAAUGACUCGUAUAAGAAAAAGCUACUUUCCACAUUUUCUCAAAUGUUCAACAUUCAGUUCAAGAACGUGUUUAUGCCCACCACGACACAUUUCAUUGUUGACAGGGAUAAUUUCUAUCCUGAAAAUGAUGCUUUAUUAGCCAUCCUCUCCCAGUGCCAAUUCAUCACAAUGGACUGGAUACUGUAUUCUGUUGCUUUUAAAAGAAUCCAACCACUGGACAUGUUCGAGCCAACUGGGACGCAUGACUGCCCUGGAAGUGAUUGUUUUAAAAAAUCAAGGAUGAAUUAUUUAACAAUGAAGCCAAGGCUAUUCACAGGCGGUUCGUUUUACUUAAGUGAUCCAGUAAAAAAAAAAAAUCGAAUGAGGUAUGAGAAAAUCAUCAAGACUGGAGGUGGCAUUGUCUUAUCAAGUGUACCACAAUCGUCGGACACUGAUGAGAAAGUGAAGACGUUUUUGCACGGGGAAGGAACUCUCAAGAAGUGUUCUACAAUCGUGUUACACACUUUCAAGACGGCCAAAUUUAAAAGUACUGAUCGCAUCAAGCAUUUCCCGAUCCAGUGGAUACACGAGGCCAUUGAAACUUUCUCCGUUAAAGACCCGAGCCAAGCUUUGAUGGAAAAUCUAAUGGACUAAUCAUUUUAAUCCAUUCUUUAAUUUUUAUCAAUAUGCAAAGAAAUUCUCUAUGAACCCUGACACUUUUAUACCUUGUCAUUAAAAAAAAAAUUUUUAAAAAAAAUUAUAAGAAAUCGAUAAACUGUUAUAAUUUAUAUAUAUGCUGUAAUGGAUUGUCCAAGACAUGGUCAACAACAUACAUAAACCUGAUGAUUUUUGAUUCAGGCCUCUUUCAUGCAUAUCUUAAAUAUAAACUUUAUAUAAAAUAUAAAGUGAGAAUAGCAAGGGGCUAAGGAGGCAACCCUGUUGAACACUUGACUUUGAGUUAAAAUAGUCUACAGCUUUGAUAUUUUAUACAACACCCUGAUUAUUUCAAUCGACAUUUCUAGUAAAUAUGUUUGAUAUGUUAAUUUUCAAAUGUAAUCAGUAGUUAUUAUGUGAUUUAUUAUCCAUUUUUUAUGGUAAAGCAAAUAUCUCUAAUUAAACUUGAAUCUUUGAUUUUAUUUACAACAGUCUAAAAACUCCUUUGCUGUUUUUGUGAACAUGAAAGUUAAAAUAAUUGUUUCAUUUAAAUAGCCUAGCUGAUUGAUACAUUUCUUUUUAACGAUUUUUAUUAAAUUCUGACAGCCGAAUUAUUUGUCAUGUUGAACCGCACAGGGUCACUUAAUGGGUCUGUUUCCACUCGCAGGUUUUUGAGUUAUUGAAACAUGUUUCGGCAUUGCUCACAUUCUUCAGCGAGGAACUGAGUUCACUGUAAAUAGUGCAAUGCCGAAACGUGUUUGAAUAAACAACUCAAAAACCCGCGUCGAGAACAGACCCCAUGCCGGUUCAACACGAGUGACUCGCAGACUAAAACCCAUCAUCAACUAGAAUUAUUUGUGAUAGAACUUUCCAAUUUAGUGAUUGGCGUCUACCACUUGUGCUGUAUUUUUAGAGAAAUUGUUGAAUUUUUGUUUAAAAGUUAUGGUUGGAUUAGUCACCUAUAACCUAUACGGAUGUUAAAAUCUCUAAUGGCAAAAUUACUGGGUUUAUAUUUUUCAUGAAUACUUAUAGUUUGAAAAUCAUUGUCCCAGUUUUGCCAUAUAUAUCCAUUUAGGGGUAAAUCCGUAAUUUUUUAUUAUUAGUUUUAAAUAAAAGAGGCUUAUCAAAAUGUUUUAAGAUGUACAAAAUUGUUAAUUAAAGUCUUGAUC
Molecule: messenger RNA, 3043 nt
Organism: Cimex lectularius (bed bug)
Lineage: Eukaryota; Metazoa; Arthropoda; Insecta; Hemiptera; Cimicidae
Product: BRCA1-associated RING domain protein 1-like
Exons: 9
Coding region: 408-1874 (488 amino acids)
Biological process (GO): positive regulation of transcription by RNA polymerase II; double-strand break repair via homologous recombination; negative regulation of fatty acid biosynthetic process
Cellular component (GO): BRCA1-A complex; plasma membrane; BRCA1-BARD1 complex
Molecular function (GO): sequence-specific DNA binding; ubiquitin-protein transferase activity; protein binding
Source: RefSeq, a predicted model, not a curated record